GUCUGGACAGGAUCUUUUCUAUAUAUAUAUAUAUAUAUAUAUAUAUAUAUAUAUAUAUAUAUAUGUUCUCUAGGGGAGUAAACCAUUUGAUGCUCAGGGGAUCUAUUCUCCCCUUUUCGGUGGCAAGAGAUACUCCUAUCAUCAGUCAUCUUGCUUUCGCUGAUGAUUUGUUCAUAUUCCUUAAUGGCUCCUCCUCUUCGUUGCGGGAAUUCAGAAUAUUCCUAGAAGCUUAUCAAGAAGCUACUGGCCUACAGGAAGCAUACUCAUGCAAAUUGUGGUGGAAUUGGAAGAUGAGGAAUUCUCUCUGGUCUCAUUUCAUGCAUCGACGCUAUCCUAGAGGUGAUAACAUGAUACCCAAACUCCCUGAUUCUCCCGUCUGGCGCAGAAUUUGCAGCAUCCAUAACCAAUGUCUAGAAUUCACUCAUGUCGCGACGGACGGCACUCCGAUAUGGUCUCUUUCUUCUGAUGGGUCUUCUCAUUAGCUUCUGCUUACGAGGGCCUUAGAGAGAGAAAAGGAUCAACCCUCUCCUUCACACAAACAUGGCACCCAAAACAGUAUUCUUCCAUUAAAUUAUUCUUAUGGAAACUCUUCCCAUAACAUUCUUCCCUUUCCCAACAAUUUGAGUAGGAUGCAGACGCUCUUAGCUUCAAUGUGUCCUAUUUGCUUAAACGCUUCAGCGGAAAUGGACGACUAUCUUUUCUCUUGUGUAUUUGCAACGGAAAUUUGGAACUACUUCAUGGGCAUAUUCCUUAUACCCAGACCUGCUCCUAAAACCUCCCUUAGAGAGGUCAUUUUUGCUUGGUGGUUACACUCAAGUAAUAACAAGCUUGAAAAUCUAUUUCUGAAGAUUCUUCCAGGUGCUAUUGCGUGGUUCUUGUGGAAGAUUUAUGCUGAAGUUAACUGGGAGCUUCUCACGUUCCUUCUUCAAAACAAAUCAUUUCACGUGUACAAUAUCACAUGUGGACCUGGGCUCAUUUCUUACACAACACCAAAUAUGCAAUUCAAAUUCCCUUACUACUCCAAGAGCGCAUGAUCCCGCUUUGGUCCAGCAAACUCAAAAUAGCCCGAUGGUUUAAACUGCUCCAUGGCUACAAAAUUAACAUCCAUACGUCAGGUUACAGAAGCGGUGCACUCUCUUUUGAAUCUCCUGGUCAAUCUACUCUCUUAUCCGAGCUUCGGGGGAAUAUUUACUAUGCUGUCAUGGACAUGCAAUAAUGACUACCACACUUAUACGAUGGAAAUUGAUUCAUUAUCUAGUUUCAUACUUCUAACCAGGCGACACAUGACGAGUAUAAGGGAAAUUAACAAAUUUGUUGAGGAGAUUCUUGACAUUGCUUGUUCCCAUGGAGUAACUUUCAAUUAUUGUUAACUCAAGUUAAUGUUGCUUAUCUUUUAUGUAAUUUGAUUUCCACGCCAAACUUUACUCACAUUACUAGCUCUCUUGUUCUUCACCUUCGUAUUCGAGGAGCUCUGAUUUUAGACUCUCAUAGCUUUCCUCAUGUACUUCACACUUUGGGGUACUGAUUCACAGGUGAGACCCACACUUUUCUGGUGCGCUGGUGAACAGGAACUCCGGUGGUGCUGUGGUGCCUUAUGGAAGUCCUCGAAGGCGGCGUCCUUUGAUUUCUUGGUCGGAGGUCCAGGCCGGAAUACAGAGAAAUAAGUUUGACCUGAGUUGCUGUCUGAUACAUCCUCAUGGGGUCCGCUGGUUCUAAUUACUGCUGGUUUAUGCUUCAGAUGUUGACCGUUGAGUCUCGCUCUCGUCUUUCCCUUCUCAUUCACAACCAGGGUAAAAAUCCUCCGGUUACUGUAGCAGUUGUCGUCCUCGUAAGUGACGCCGGAAAGGUUGGGGAUCUCUUACAGCCGGAGGACAGGUGGAUAGGGACGCUUGUCAAUGGCCUGUAGAGCUUCCAGAAUGUUAAGGGUCCUGCUGCUUUCUUCGCUGCUUCACAAAGUUUGCAGAUGGCCAUUUUCCAAGUGGGAUGGUGUUUUCCGUGGCAGCGCCGAGGGAGGGAAGUCCUGGAGCAGGUUCUCAUGCGGCCAACCCGCCAAGCUGCUUCGUUACGAAUCCUGACGCGUGUACAGUGACUGUUGGACAGGCUGUCACAGUCAACUUUCGAAUUUUGAAGGGAGUGUUUGUGAUUGCUUCUACUUUAAAAAUGUGUUUUUUAAAGUGAUUUUAGAUAAAGUGGUUAAUAGUAAAAGUUGGUAGCGUUUGAGAAAAAAGUGCUUCUGAAAAAGUAAAAGUUGGUAGUGUUUGAUAAAGUAAGUGCGUUUUGUGUAAUAGAAAAAGUGAAAAGCAGUUUAAAGCACUCAUCAACCUGCUUUCAACUUUUAGCUUUUAAGUGUUUAAUUUAAUUUACGCAAAGUUGUCAUUUGAAAACACCAAUUUUGAAAUCUGCUUGGUUUUCCGCGUGAUGAUGCGGCGCGGGAUGGAAUGCGACGCUGGGCUGGGCGAGUUGGGCUGAUCCGGGAACUUGGUCAUCUGGGAAGCUACUGCACUGAUGGGCUUCGGCUGCAAGCUACUGGACUUCUUUGCUGAUGCGGGAAGGCUGAUGCUCCUUCACUGGACCAGACACCUGACUGCUGGGAUCUGUUUUUGCUGGGCUUUGGCUAGGGACGGGGUUUUCACUGGUCCGAAACUAGUUUGGAUCUGCUUUUUGAUUUAUUGAUUUACUGUUUUUUACGUUUAAAAACUCACUCUCUGCCCCUUUCCGAAAGUUGGGGGGAGAGGGGCGUUAGUUACAAUUUUUGCCUAGUUUAGCUAGCAUAGAUAGUUUUGAUAAAUUGAUACAUGGUAGAUUCUAUGGUACCCAUAAGGUACCAUACCUUUGUAUACAUGGACCAAUGAGAAUGUAGCAGUUGAAUUAUUUAAAUCUAAAUUAAAAAUGAUAAAGUGAUAUGG
This is a messenger RNA of Cuscuta epithymum, 2906 nucleotides long. The record is from the annotation of a GenBank genome assembly. NCBI's taxonomy places the organism in Eukaryota, Viridiplantae, Streptophyta, Magnoliopsida, Solanales, Convolvulaceae.